Molecule: messenger RNA, 1700 nt
Organism: Olea europaea var. sylvestris
Lineage: Eukaryota; Viridiplantae; Streptophyta; Magnoliopsida; Lamiales; Oleaceae
Product: histidine kinase 2-like
Exons: 3
Coding region: 247-984 (245 amino acids)
Biological process (GO): phosphorelay signal transduction system
Source: RefSeq, a predicted model, not a curated record
UGUGCCAAGGUUUUGUUUUAGUAGAUAUUCUUAUUUCUGCUACAAUAAUUAUGUUCAACUUCUAUAAUGAUAAGUCUGCACUUCAGUAACAUGAGUGCCAUAAUUCUUACAAAUUCCAGGAAGAAAAACAUAACUUUAUGACAUGCUUAAAUUGUAGAAAAGUUGGAACCAUGGUAUUGUGCUUUGACCUUGUUUUUGCUAAUUGCUCUUAGUUAUUCUGUAUACAGUGUGUUGGAGAAUUUAGCUAUGGUUCUUAUUGACCAAGACAGUUGGGAUAAAGAUAUUUGCUUUCGAUUCCAUAACCUGCUAAAGACGAUCAAACAAAAUGGCUCCAUAAAUAAUUCAGGGAUCCCUCUGAAAAUAUUCUUGUUAGCAACCUGCACAAGCUCUUCAGAAAGGAAAGAGCUGAAAUUGGACAGGCUAGUGGAUAAUGUGAUAACAAAACCUUUAAGGUUAAGUGCAUUGGCAUUCACCUUCCAAGAAGCUACUGGAUUUGGAAAGACGGAGCAUAAUACAAGGGCUAAAUCAUCAACGCUAAGAACUCUACUCAGAGCUAAACAAAUUUUGGUGGUGGAUGAUACUUCUGUGAACAGAAGAGUGGCAGAAGGUGCUCUGAAAAAAUAUGGAGCAGUUGUUACCUGUGUGGAGGGGGGAAAGGUAGCUGUUGGGUUGCUUAAGCCUCCCCACAAGUUUGAUGCUUGUUUUAUGGAUCUCCAAAUGCCCGGAAUGGAUGGGUUUGAAGCUACUCGAGAGAUCCGCAGUCUUGAGAGUGAAUAUAAUGAAAAAAUUGAUUCUGGUGAAGUAUCAGUUGAUAUGUCUGAAAAUUUGGUUCAUUGGCACACACCUAUAUUAGCGAUGACAGCAGAUGUGAUUCAGGCAACAAAUGAAGAAUGCAUGAAGUGUGGGAUGGAUGACUAUGUAUCUAAACCAUUUGAUGAAGGGCAGCUUUAUUCAGCUGUUGCACGCUUCUUUGGGACUGAAUGAUUUAGAUUUGCUGAUUUGGCUUAUAAUGGGAGGCCAAGGUUUGAAGUUAAUUGCCAGCUGAUUAAGGGCCUAGUCAGACUGACAUCAGUGACUUCCCUCUCUGCUACUCGACUCUGCCAUACUUGUCAGAAUCGAAUCCUUGCUCAUUUCACAUGGAAUGGAGGCUGACAUAGACUUAACAUAAUGCAUGGAGCACUUUAGGAGUGCAGUGAGAGAUGGUAUGAUUAAUUCUGCGGCAAUAAAACGAGGAAUAUCUGCCAACUUCAUAUGGUCUAUCCCUGUUUUCAGGUCAUAUUUAUUGUACAGCGCUACUUCGUGGAAGAAGCAUGUAAGAACAUAAAAUACCAUUAUCUGGGCUUUACACUUGUGAGAUGAAUAAUCAGCUUUCAUCUUCCUGAGGUUAAGUUGGAAAUUGUAUCGAUUAGUGAUUUGUUCUUCAGCAUCAUAUAGUGCUGGUUUAGAGGUUCAUGCUGUAAAAUGUAGUUAUAGUGAUACAAAUAAUACUGAUCCAUGUUCAUAUGGAAAGAGAGAGUCAUGUUACGAUCUCUAGUGUUGGUCGUUGUACGAUGUCAGCUAUAUUACUUUUCUUUAGUAUUGCCUAUUGGAAGGGUUUUUUAUUUUUUUAUUUUUUUCAGCAAUUAUUUCUAGCCAAGAUUCUGUAUACAAAGUUGUAACCCAUUUGGGAAAUAUAUAUGAGAUUUUCGUUCUUUAUCUAA